Molecule: messenger RNA, 1775 nt
Organism: Lynx canadensis (Canada lynx)
Lineage: Eukaryota; Metazoa; Chordata; Mammalia; Carnivora; Felidae
Gene: PRAME
Product: PRAME nuclear receptor transcriptional regulator
Exons: 3
Coding region: 13-1491 (492 amino acids)
Biological process (GO): positive regulation of cell population proliferation; negative regulation of apoptotic process; negative regulation of cell differentiation
Cellular component (GO): cytoplasm
Source: RefSeq, a predicted model, not a curated record
AGAUUCAUCAGGAUGAGCCUUCCGGCCCCACCCAGACUCGUGGAUCUGGCAGGUCAGAGCCUGCUGAAGGACCAGGCCUUGGCCAUCGCUGCUCUGGAGGUGCUGCCCAUGGAGCUCUUCCCACCGCUGUUCACAGCGGCCUUUGCUGGGAUGUACAGUGAGACCCUGAAGGCGAUGGUGCAGGCCUGGCCCUUUGCCUGCCUUCCUCUGGGGGCCCUGAUGAAGGAGCAGCAGCCUCACCAGGAGAUCUUUCAAGCUGCACUGGAUGGACUCGACGUCCUGCUUGCCCAAGAGCCUCGGCCCAGGAGGUGGAAACUUCAGGUGCUGGAUUUACGGAAGAAUGCUCAUCAGGACUUCUGGACCGUGUGGUCUGGGACCAGGGCCAGUAUAUACUCCCUGUUGGAGCCAGAGGUGGCCCAGCCCGUGAAGAAGAGGCAAAAAGUAGAUAGUUGCAGGCCAGGGCCCAAGCAGACCUUGGCUCCUGUGGAGGUGCUUAUCGAUCUUUGCCUCAAAGAAGGCACCCCUGAUGAGUCUCUCGCCUACCUCAUCCGGAAAGUCAAGCAGGGCAAAGGUCUGCUGCACCUGUGCUGUAAGAAGCUGAAGAUUUUCGCCAUGCCGAUGCAGAACAUUAAGAAGAUCCUGAAAAUGGUGCAGCUGGACUCUAUCCAGGAUUUGGAAGUGAAUUGUACCUGGAAACUGUCCACCCUGGGGAAGUUUGCUCCUCACCUGGGUCAGAUGGGCAAUCUGCGUAGGCUCCUCCUCUCCCACAUUCACAUGUCUGCCCACUCCACCCCCACGAAGGAGGAACAGUGUGUCAGCCAGUUCAUCUCUCAGUUCCUCAGGCUGCACUACCUUGAGGAGCUCUAUUUGGACUCUAUCUCCUUCCUUAAGGACCGCCUGGACCAAGUGCUCAGCUGCCUGAAGACCCCCUUGGAGACCCUGUCAAUAACUAACUGCCUGCUUUCGGAAUCAGACUUGACGCAUCUGUCCCAGCACCUGAACGUCAGUCAGCUGAAGGACCUGGAUCUCAGUGGGGUCAACCUGACCUGUAUGAGUGCCGGGCCCCUCCAAGUUCUGAUAGAGAGAGCCUCUGCCACCCUCCAGGACCUGGACUUAGAUGAGUGUGGGAUCAUGGACUCCCAGUUCAGUGCCAUCCUGCCUGCCCUGAGCCACUGCUCGCAGCUCAUGACUUUCAGUUUCUGUGGAAACCCCAUCUCCAUGGCUGUCCUGGAGGACCUGCUUCACCACACCGUCGGGCUGAGCAAGCUGAGUCACGUGCUGUAUCCCGCCCCCCUGGAGAGUUACGAGGAUGUCCGUGGCACCCUCCACCUGGGCAGGCUUGCCCACCUGCAUGCCAGGCUGAAGCAGAUGCUGCAGGAGCUGGGGCGGCCUGGCAUGGUCUGGUUCAGUGCCAACCCCUGUCCUCAUUGUGGCGAUAGGACCUUCUAUGACCCGGAGCCCAUUCUCUGCCCCUGUUACAUGCCUGUGUAGCUGGAUGCGUGUAUCCCAGGCCUCGUUCUGGGCACUUGGAUGCUGAAGCCCAGGUGUAAGUGUUUCUUGACGGAACACAGAAGCCACAGUUUGAGACACCUGCCCAAUGUGAGCAGCGAAAGGAAAGGUGAUCGGGGAGGGGGGGAUGUUGACCUGGGAGUUAAUGGGAUCUUCGGGGAGACGCAUUUAGAGCAUUAGAAGUAUGAAUCUGAAUUUCUAGAGGGAGAUUCGAGUUUGGGAGGUAGAUGUGGGAGUUAUCCCUGAAUGGAUGGUUGUAAAGCAGU